Rotaria sordida is the source of this 1065-nucleotide messenger RNA. NCBI's taxonomy places the organism in Eukaryota, Metazoa, Rotifera, Eurotatoria, Philodinida, Philodinidae. The record is from the annotation of a GenBank genome assembly.
AUGAAAUCAUCAACAGGUCAAAUAAAUAAUAAUCGAAAUGUUGAAAAUCAACCAAUACCUUCAGAAUAUUUUUUGUCAAAUCAUUCAAACAAACAUAAUCAUCAAUUAUCUGAACAACCAUCAUCAUCACAUUCUAAUGCUGAUUUAAUAACAGAUCAUUUAAAUCAAACAAAAGAACCAUCAAAUACAACCAAUGGAACACCACAACGUCAAUGGACAAUAAAUGAUUUUGAAAUCGGUGCACCAUUAGGUCGAGGACGUUUUGGUCAUGUUUAUUGUGUACGAGAAAAAAAAAGCAAAUAUAUUGUUGCUUUAAAAGCGAUAAUUAAAGAUCAAAUAUCAACUCCUCGUUUAGCCAAACAAUUAAUAAGUGAAAUAUCAAUUCAAAGUCGUCUUAAACAUCCAAAUAUCUUACGUCUUUAUGGAUUUUUUCAUGAUGAUCAACGAAUUUUUUUAUUACUUGAAUAUGCACCUGGUGGAGAAUUAUAUAGACGUAUGCAAAAAGAUAAAAUUAUACAAGAAAAUCAAGCUGCUGGAUAUGUUUAUCAACUUUGUAAUGCAUUAUCAUAUCUUCAUUCAAAACAAAUUAUUCAUCGUGAUAUUAAACCAGAAAAUAUUCUUAUUGGAGUUUAUGGAAUUCUUAAAUUAGCUGAUUUUGGUUGGUCAGCUGAGAGUAAUCAAGCAAAUAAACGAACAACUCUAUGUGGAACAUUAGAUUAUUUAGCACCAGAAAUGCUUAAUGGUAGUGGAUAUGAUGAAAAAAUUGAUCUUUGGUGUUUAGGUAUAUUUACUUAUGAAAUGAUUGUUGGUAAACCUCCAUUUGAUAGUCAAAAUCAACAAGAUACAAUACGACUUAUUCGAACAAAUCAAUUAUCAUUUCCAUCAACAAUAUCAAAUGAUGCUCGUCAUCUUAUUAGUCAAUUAAUUCGUCCUAAUCCAUCUGAUCGUAUGCCUUUAAAUCAAGUUAUUCAACAUCAAUGGAUUAUUCAAUAUGCAAAUAUUAAAUCAAUUGAUGAUAAUUAUCAAAAGGUUUAUAAAUCAACAUUUUAUAAUUCAAAUACAUAA